GCGGAAGAAGAAAAAGAUCGGAAAUGAUCAACCCAUCAGCUGGGUAAAAUCAAGACUAAAUCUGUGUAAAAUAGCUCCGUUGUAAAAAUUUUAUAUCGUUAAAACUGAGCCAGUAAUAUCAAUGUUAUGUAGCUGUAUAUGCUAGCAAUAAACACACGGAGUUCUUCUCAAUGGAGCUGGAGAUAUAAAGUUAACCAUCGGUCGGUAACAUAAGUCAACAGUGCCUAACAUAAACACUCCUCAAUGAGGCAGCCCUGCGUUACAGGAUUAUCUUUAUAAACACCGGAGGCUGUUCUUGGGGAAAGAAUUGUUGUUCCAGAAUGUCAGAUGAUGUUGUCCUGUUGAAUGUCCCGGUUAUCCGGCAGCUCUUCCAUUGGGACUGUGGACUGGCAUGCUCACGAAUGGUUUUAAAGUACCUCCAUCCUGUGAGCGAGGAGGAGUUCCAGAGAGCCUGCUGGGACCUGAAGCUGAAAGAGAGCGUGUGGACCAUCGAUCUGGCCUACCUCAUGUGUCAUUUGGGGGUCAAAAAUUGCUUCUGUACCCAAACUCUCGGGGUAGAUAAGGGCUUCAAGAACCAGUCUUUCUACAAGAAGCACUUUGACACCGAGGAGGACCGGGUCAACGAGCUCUUCCUGACGGCAGAGAGUAGGGGUGUGUCGCUCAAGAAAUGCUCUGUGAGUGUGCAGGAGCUCCAGAGCCAUGUGUCCCAGGGCCAUGUGGCCAUCGUGCUGGUGAACGCCGUGCUGCUGGUGUGUGAGCUGUGCUCCAGCCCGGUCAAGUACUGCUGCUUCCUGCCUGUGGGCCAGAAGUGUUUCUGCAAGAAGCCCGACUAUCAGGGACACUUUGUGGUGGUGUGUGGCUUCAACCACACCGCUGGAUCAGUCUUCUACAACAACCCUGCCUUCUCUGACCGGGUGUGCUGCACCAGCAUCAGUAACUUUGAGGAGGCCCGGCGCAGCUACGGCACAGAUGAAGACAUCCUCCUCAUCUUCAAGGAGAGCUGAUCUCUCCCAUGGUCAUCGCUUUACCAUCAUGCACCUGUGCCACUGGCAGUAUCCCCACCUGAUGGAACACAGACCCAUGGUCAUCGCUCUCCCAGCAUGCACCUGCGCCACUGGCAGUAUCCCCACCUGAUGGAACACAGACCCAUGGUCAUCGCUCUCCCAGCAUGCACCUGUGGCCCUGCGUCCAUCAUGGCACUGGUGGCUCUGGCUGACGCCUCAUGUGGGUACAGAGUCUGGACUGUAUUUGAGCAGUGCGCGCCCCACCCCCCCCGGUCGCCAUGACUCCGUGCUCUACCACCCAAUGAACCCCCCCCCCUGAGGCUUCAGCCACACCCCCAUGCUAGCAGACAGCGAGAGAGGCAGCACCCACUGACGACACCCCUCACUUCUGUCUUUUUUUUUCUAGCCGCUUGGGUGUAGAUAUUAGAGUUUGUUGCCCUUUGGAUUUAGUGUGCGUGCUUUAUCUGUGGAAGACUGACCUCAGAAGGUGAUCCGCUUUGCGGGGAGGUUGGAGGGAGCCUCUGGAAGGAAGGACUGGAGGAGACGAGAGGAAAUGAGCUGCUGAUGAUGAUGACAUCCCAUGACCUCACUGUCUGUGUUCUUGUGUAGCCUCCUCGUGUAAGCCCCUGUGUAUUUACUAAAUGAGUGUUUGACGACUGUUUUAAUAAUUGAUUGAAAGAGGGACGAUGUGUUCCGUAAACUCAGGUAAAAACCCAUUAAGACAAACGUGAACUGUAAGAUGAAUUGAGUGGAGUUGUUUUGCUCUGUAAAGAGAGCACUGCUACAUACACACUUAAGCGCUGUUACCUCUCAGCAUCACCAGCUCACUGGUCCUGAAGGCUUUGUGUGAAUCGGCACGCUUAGGCAAGGACCCCGGCUGUCCUGGCAGACGGUGCACGUUUCGUUACCUACACGCCUCCCUGCAGCAUGCGCGUGCCACCGAGCAGCGUUCAGCACAGACGCCCGACGGCACGGGACUAGUCACGUCGGUAAUCAGUGCUCGACCGCAGCAGGGCUGAAACCAGUAAUGUAUUAAGAGGUAGGACUGCAGGCCAGAUGCUGACAGACUGCAGGCCAGAUGUGGAUGUCGGUCCUUCAGCGGACGUGCCGACUGUUCCCCAGUGCGCAGCGCAGGCGCACCUUCCGUUGAAGGGGCCUACCAAACGUUGAAGGAUGAACUGCUAUGUGCAAGUGGAAAUGAAUUAAAGACUGUUGAAUUCGUGUUGUCUAAGUCAUCAUGGAUGCCACUAUUUAUAAUUUUUCUUUAAUUAUGUGGGCGAAAGGAUUGCACUAAGUUAUGUCAGCCAUAAUCAAGUGUUUUGUUUUUCGACUCACCUGUACUGAGCUCUUCUGUCUGAACAGAAUGUAUUUAAUUUAAAUUAAGCGUUCAUGGUUUUCUUAAGGAAAAAAAUUAAUUACACGCUUUAUUUUUAAGACAUUAUGUAUACAGUUGCAUUCAGUGAUCAAUAAAGUAUAUGAUGUUUAUUUUAAUGAUG
This is a messenger RNA of Clupea harengus (Atlantic herring), 2500 nucleotides long. RefSeq names its product guanylyl cyclase domain containing 1 (gene gucd1). The record is from RefSeq and is a predicted model, not a curated record. The transcript has 6 exons. Lineage: Eukaryota; Metazoa; Chordata; Actinopteri; Clupeiformes; Clupeidae. Bases 321 to 1004 code for a protein of 227 amino acids.